Molecule: messenger RNA, 3357 nt
Organism: Auanema sp. JU1783
Lineage: Eukaryota; Metazoa; Nematoda; Chromadorea; Rhabditida; Rhabditidae
Source: the annotation of a GenBank genome assembly
AUGGAUAUAACUGUAAUAGAGAAUGCAGCUAAUACCAUCUUGGGUGACCCUAAUGCUUCCAAUGAUGAUCGCAAAAACGCGGAACUUGUUUUUCAUGAGCUUCAAAACGCUUUAACUCUUGACCUAGUUACUCACAUUUUUUCUUCUACAAAGAAUCAAUUUGUGUUAUUCCAAAUAUCAAAGUUUGCCGGUGAACAUGUAUUAAAGCAAUGGCCUUUGUUAACCUCUGAGCAGAUUGAAUCUGUCAAUCAAUAUCUCCUGGAAUAUGUUGUAAACAAUAAGGAUUUACCUACAUUUGUGACAUCUGCUAUACUUCGAUCUGUGGCUAUGAUAAUGAAGCGUGGUUGUUUGGAUAAGAAAGCUGGAACUCAAGAAAAACUUUUGGAAGUGAUCAGAAGCUUGUUAGCCAAUGAAUGUCCAAGAUUACAAUCGAUCGGGUGUGAGUUCGUAUCUGCGCUUACUGAGCAGUUUUCCAGCAACUGGAGAAACUCGGAGUUUUCCAUCACAUGGGAUUUCCAUAUUAAAGCCAAGACAGAGUUUGAGAAGACAGGCCUUCGCUUUCUCCUGGAAAUAUCUCUAGAAACCAUUCAUACCCUCUGCAGUUCUGUCGAAAUUCUGCAGAAUGCUCUUGCUUAUCGCUGGUGCGACAAGUUUCUUGAGGUGGCAGAAAAUAUUUUCUCAUGGAAUUUCUCGGCCAAAUUUUUCCGCAGACUGUUCUCACAAACACAGUCAACCACUGCAUUCCGUCCACCAGGCAGCUGGGGGGACCUUAUCAAAAACGCCGAGUUUUUGAAACUGUUUUUCAAGUUACAUUCCUUGAUUAGAACGGAUGUUACUUUAAGUGCACGUUCUCUGAGUUGUCUUGCACAAUUAGCAGGACUAUCUGGUGAUGUUAUGAACGAAAAAGAAAGAGGAGAUGUGUUCGCACAAAGCUAUGUGAACGACUUUGUUCUUUGUUUCCUCGAAGUUUUUCCUGAUGGGCCAUCACCUCACGAAAUUCACGGUUUCUGUAAUAUUAUUCAACGAAUUAUUUAUUAUCGUCCUAUCCAUUUUAUCAUGCGUUUGCCAGUUGUGGGUGAUUCCGGUGAUCUCAGAACUCGUUUUUUCACUUAUGUGAAUAAGUAUGUUAUCCAUUUAACUAGAGAAGCUUUACAUAAAUCUAUUGGAAACUGUGAGCAUGAAGACAAAGAUUCUCUUUGUCUUCUGUACGAUUCUUGGGUGACACUAUUGCGAGGCAGGUGGCGAAAUUCUCUAUCUCCAGCAGAACAAGAACAUAUUGAAAAUGCUUACUUUUUGAAUCCAACCUUCGAUGUUGUACAAACCUUCCUGCAGUGCACUCAAUCUGCACCACUUGGUAACAGAGCCACUCCAAAAGACGAAGAACAUGAUGAGGAUAACGACGAUCGUACGCUUUAUGAAGGUCUUCUUUCGCCCUUAGGAUUUAUGGCUCAAUAUACCAUUGAAAGCUUUCUAGAAGUUAUCAUUCCAAGCUUCCGCGGACGUGUUCAAGAGCUACAAACUGUCAUGCAAGAUCCAUCCAACACUGCCAGAAUCACUCAGUGGCAUGAUGACAUGCAUUGGUUUAUGCUUGUGCUCGGAAACUCUCUGGUGAUUGAGGAGUCAGACGGUACUUGUUCCCUACCUUGUGAAGUUUAUGAUUAUGUAAGUGAAUACGCAAGACGGCAUGAGAUAAAAUUCGAUGAAGAAGUCAAACAAAAAUACUUAUGCCUCUGCGUGGAACAACCAUUAGCAGAACGUCCGUACGAUAUGAGACAAAUUGAUCCUUUCAUGAUGUUCAUUGGUGAGAUUUUGGGCUGGGCGAGCAUCCAGUAUCAACUUUUACUGUCGGAUGGUACGGAUCAUGUUUUAUCUCCAGAAGUUAUAAGAAGUACACUUAUGUGUACUCGAAGAUACAUAAACGUAAUCAGCAGAAUUCCAGAGGUCACUGUGGACAUCGAUCCUCUGUGCUGCCCUUUCAUUCACAGUUUCGGGCCUUUCAAUGAAGUAUUGGUGAGGUUCUGUUUAGAUAUGGCAUUUAUUGUUCUAAAGAAAUAUCGAGGAGAAGAAGCAGUUUGUAAGGAAGCAGUAGCAUUCUUAUGUUCUUUAAUAGAGUCUAGAGCGAAUGCUCUGGCCGCAGAGCCAGCUCUAUUCAAACAUAUGUCAAACAUUGAUAUUGCCUCUUUAUCAAGCCGAACUAUCCUUAUAAAAGCUCUAGUUCAAAUUGCUGCCGGAGCGAAAGAUUCAGAGCUGCAGCAGUCUAUGUAUGAUUUAAUCCUACAACCCCUAGUCGAAAGAAUGAAGUAUCUGACAAGUCAACCUUCUUCAACAGAAGGUGACAGUUUACUAACUGAUAUAAUACAGUGCUUUGAUGGUGUCGCUCUCGGAGGUGACCACGAGUCAGGACAGAUCUUAGCAAAUGUAUUUCAAGAAAUUCUUCAUCCGCUGUUGAAACAAUGUGUCCCUCUUAUGACUUCACGAUCUCAUUGCGCACCAUUGAUCUCAGCAAUUCUUCAACUGUUACUAGAUACUACCAUUCGUGUAUCUAUAUAUGUUGAUGAUAAAGAAGAAGAAGCUGUACUAUACGAGUCCCUUUUUGAAAUCACGCAAGCCUAUUGCCAAGGGCAGCUUCAUAGGUUUGCUGACUUGAAAAAUGCCGAAGAUGACCAAGCGAACGAUUUGAUCGUUUUCCUUGAUAUACUAAUGAAUGUAAUCUCAAAGGAUCUCUUAAUGGAAAAUGACUCUAUUGGUUGUAAAGUAUCCAUUAUGACUUUGGAAGUUUUACUUAACACUAUGAAUGAUCAAAUGCUCAUGAUACCCGACUUAGCACAAAAGUUUUUCCGCUAUAUCUGCUAUUUGGUUCAGUUUAACCCUGAGGCUCUGAAAGGCUCUUCUGAAUAUUUUUUGAUGGCUAUUUAUAACAUUUUGAAGACUGGGCUCACAAGUAAUUACGGUCACGAAGUCACUUCUCUAUCUAUGGAAGGAAUUUUUGCUCUGUCUCAAUUUAUCUGUACAGAUCACGAAUCGGCACUACCUUUAAAUUUCAAGGAAUCAGUGAACAAUUUACUACCGACUGUUUUCGAACUUUGCCUAGAGUUCAGUGGAGAGACAGCUUUGUUCACUGAUGCAGCUAACGCUCUCUUCGGACUUAUCAGUAUCAACAGACCUUAUUAUGAAGCUUUCGUGAGAAACUUACUGUCUUCCAAGAAGAAUGAAGCAGCAGUUACUCAAUUGAGUGAAGCUUUCAGCAAACUUCUACCUGCAGAUGUUGAUUUCGUAGCUCGUCGUUCGAAGAUUGAGUUCAGAAAGCGAAUGGAAGUAUUCCUGACGGACAUUCAAGGCCUGCUUGUAACUAACUAA